GUUGUUCCUACAAGCUUUUUGGUGUUGAUUUAUGUUUUAGUGAAUGUCUCAUUCGUGUAUUGUAAAGUCAAAAUCGCCAACCCCAUUUGGGAGCUUCUUUAUUUUUAAUUCACCAAUUUUUUUAAUGCAUUUGGUUCAAAGCUACAGCUUUUGAAAGAGAUGGCUUCUCUCAUCAAUCAUCAACUUCAUCACCACCCAAAUUUUCUGCUGCAUUUGUUGUGGCGACUUGGUCUUAGUGACAAUUCCCACCAGCCCUCACACCCUUUGUUAUUUCAUUUUCAACUUCAAGCUUGUUUCACCCUUGCUUCCUACUUAAGCUGUCACACCCAUCUGUUGUUUUCUGCUUUGUUCUUAAUAUUUUGUUCGAAGUUGGAGUCUUUUUCCAUUUUGGAUUCAAAUUUGCUUCCCUUGUCUCAGGGAGAGAAAAGUACCCUUCAUAGUUCAUGAGAGAUAUUUAAGAGUUUUGGUGAUUUUUGGCUUCCUGGGAUGUAUCUUUCAAAGGGUUGCAAGCAUGAAGUUGUUUUCAUCUUAUGGUUCUGUUGCUAUUUGCCACUUGCUGCUGCACAGAAUAAUAUCACUGACCCCACUGAAGUUGAAGCUUUGAAUGCCAUUAAGAAUAGUUUGAUUGAUGCUAAUGGAAAUUUGAGCAAUUGGAAUCGUGGAGACCCAUGUACGUCUAGGUGGAAAGGGGUUUUGUGCUUCAAUGUAACACAAGACGAUGGCUAUCUACAUGUUGAAGAAUUGCAACUACUGAGAAUGAACUUGUCCGGAACUUUGGCACCAGAUGUUGGCAAAUUAACUUAUCUGAAAAGAUUGAACAUUAUGUGGAACAACAUAAGUGGGAGUAUCCCAAAGGAAAUUGGCAAUAUCAAAUCUUUGGUGCUUUUGCUCCUGAAUGGAAAUAAUUUAACGGGUUCACUACCAGAUGAGCUUGGCUAUCUUCCAAACCUGGAUAGAAUACAAAUAGAUCAGAACCACAUCUCAGGACCUAUACCUACAUCAUUUGCAAACCUGAAUGUGACUAAGCACUUUCACAUGAACAAUAAUUCACUUAGCGGGCAAAUCCCACCAGAGCUUUCCCGAUUACCAAAGCUUGUUCACCUUCUUCUUGACAACAACAAUUUAUCAGGAUAUCUUCCCCCUGAGCUGUCCAAAAUGCCAAGCUUACUUAUCAUUCAACUUGAUAACAAUAACUUCAGUGGAAAUAGCAUUCCAGAUAGCUAUGCCAACAUGUCAAAGUUGUUGAAAAUGAGCCUUAGGAAUUGCAGCUUGCAAGGACCAAUUCCUGAUUUAAGCACGAUACCAAAACUUCUUUAUCUUGACCUCAGUUUCAACCAGUUGAAUGAAUCGAUUCCUCCCAAUAAGCUUUCUGGCAAUAUCACAACCAUUGAUUUAUCAAAUAACAAACUUACUGGAAAUAUUCCAUCCUACUUUUCUGAUCUUCCAAAUCUUCAGAUGUUGUCACUUGCAAACAACUCGUUGAAUGGCAGUAUUUCUUCCUCCAUUUGGCAGAAUAAGACUUUAAACGGAAGAGAAAAUUUUGUCUUGAAGUUGGAAAAUAAUAGUAUUACAACCAUAUUAGGCAGUAUUGAUCUUCCUCCAAAUGUCACAGUUGGGCUUGGUGGGAAUCCCAUUUGCCCAAAUACAACCCUGGUUCAGUUCUGUGGAUCUGAAGGUGCUAGUGUAAUAAAUGGCUCAUUUUCAACAAACUCCAGUUCCUGUCAAGUUCAAUCAUGCCCUCCUCCUUAUGAAUACUCUGUGAAUUGUUUCUGUGGGCUCCCAUUGCUUGUUGGUUAUCGGCUGAAAAGUCCUGGAUUUUCAGACUUUCGUCCGUAUUUGAACGAUUUUGAUCACUACCUGACUAAUGGUCUUGCAAUAUCUACCGAUCAGCUAGAAUAUGAUUUUUAUUGGCAAGCAGGACCUCGACUGAGAAUGGACUUGAAGCUUUUUCCUGCAUAUGUUGAUCAGAAUAGUAAUCAUACUUUCAAUAGUAGUGAGCUCCUACGGCUCACAGGCAUGUUCACAGGAUGGUUAAUUGCUGACAGUGAUUUGUAUGGGCCUUAUGAACUGAUUGGAUUUAAUCUUUUGGGUCCUUAUGCAGAUGUGAUUGGUUCCUCUUCAAAAUCACGGAUAAGUACUGGUGCACUGGUUGGCAUAAUCAUAGGCUCAAUAGCUUGUGCUGUGGCAUUAUCUGCAAUUGCUACUAUUCUUAUAGUAAGAAUAAGAUUGAGAGAUUAUCGUGCAAUUUCCAAACGACGUCAUGCAUCUAAGAUCUCAAUAAAAAUUGAUGGUGUAAGAGCCUUUACUUAUGGAGAAUUGUCCACCGCUACAAACAAUUUCAGCAGCUCUUCUCAAGUUGGACAAGGGGGCUAUGGAAAGGUUUACAAAGGUAUUCUUUCUGAUGGCACAGUUGUUGCCAUUAAACGUGCACAAGAGGGAUCCCUACAAGGUGAGAAGGAGUUUCUUACAGAGAUAUCAUUAUUAUCAAGGCUACAUCAUCGCAAUCUUGUGUCUCUGCUUGGAUACUGUGAUGAGGAAGGUGAACAGAUGCUGGUUUAUGAAUUUAUGUCAAAUGGCACACUAAGGGAUCACCUUUCUGUUACAGCAAAAGCACCUCUAAGUUUUGCCAUGAGAUUGAAGAUGGCACUAGGGGCAGCUAAAGGUCUUAUGUAUCUACACACAGAAGCGGAUCCUCCAAUAUUUCACCGAGAUGUCAAGGCCAGCAACAUAUUAUUGGAUUCUAAGUUCUCUGCAAAAGUGGCUGAUUUUGGACUUUCACGGCUUGCUCCAGUUCCUGAUAUUGAAGGAAUUGUGCCUGGUCAUGUGUCUACAGUGGUAAAGGGGACCCCGGGUUACCUUGAUCCAGAGUACUUCUUAACUCACAAGUUGACUGAUAAGAGUGAUGUUUAUAGUCUUGGUGUUGUAUUUCUGGAACUUUUGACUGGGAUGCAACCUAUCUCACACGGCAAAAAUAUUGUUAGAGAGGUUAAUGUUGCAUACCAAUCUGGUGUGAUAUUUUCAAUUAUUGAUGGACGUAUGGGGUCCUAUCCAUCUGAGCAUGUGGAGAAAUUUUUGGCUUUGGCCUUGAAAUGUUGUGAAGAUGAGCCGGAUGCACGGCCAAAAAUGGCAGAAGUGGUUAGAGAACUUGAAACCAUAUGGUCUACUAUGCCGGAAUCUGAUACCAAGAGGGCUGAAUCUUUGACAAGUGAUUCUGGUUCUGGCAAAAUAGACAUUCACAGUACACCAUCUUCAUCAUCUGCUAUGAAGACUCCUUUUGUAUCAGGAGAUGUGUCAGGUAGUGAUCUUGUUAGUGGUGUAAUACCAAGCAUCAAGCCAAGAUAGAACCACCAAUGUUGGAAAUGAUUAGCUUCUGUAAUUAUGGUCAAUCAAAUGAAGUAGUCAUUACCCUGUGAAUUGAUAAUGAGACCAAAUAGUACUAUUUUUCAUCUUUACUCUUUACGUAUUCUCUUCGUUGUACAAUAUCAUAGACUAAUAGAACAGUGGCUGGUAAAUAACAUGUCGAUUUUGUGCAUCAUUUAAGCUUUGGAGUGGUUUGUGUAGUGAUAGUUAAGUACUGGGAACUUUAAUUCCGUUUGAUGUAGCUUAUUCAGAUAUUUGAAGUAGAGCAAAUUUUGUAACAAUAUGAAAGUUAUGAUGGCAU
Molecule: messenger RNA, 3661 nt
Organism: Abrus precatorius (Indian licorice)
Lineage: Eukaryota; Viridiplantae; Streptophyta; Magnoliopsida; Fabales; Fabaceae
Product: probable LRR receptor-like serine/threonine-protein kinase At1g06840
Exons: 21
Coding region: 487-3342 (951 amino acids)
Biological process (GO): protein phosphorylation
Molecular function (GO): protein binding; ATP binding; protein kinase activity
Source: RefSeq, a predicted model, not a curated record